Messenger RNA from Gadus chalcogrammus (walleye pollock), 7094 nucleotides. Its product is annotated as centrosomal protein of 170 kDa protein B-like. Lineage: Eukaryota; Metazoa; Chordata; Actinopteri; Gadiformes; Gadidae. The coding region runs from base 214 to 5118 and encodes 1634 amino acids. The record is from RefSeq and is a predicted model, not a curated record. Gene Ontology annotation, molecular function: protein binding. The transcript has 19 exons.
GAGGAGGAGGAUGUUUCGCUCCAGUUGUCAUUCCUUGGGAAAUAAUAAGGAGGCGUGAUCUCGACUUACCUGUUCGCAGCAGCAGGAGCGUUUCGGAGCUCCAGGUUCCUGAACUGCGUCUGUUCCUGUGAGAUAGGAACCCUGGCGUCGCUACAGCGGAAGGUGGAGCUGGCCUUGAAGGAUGCUAAAAAGGCUUUGAGUGGUGGCUCCAAAAUGAGUGUGACAUCAUGGUUCCUGGUGAGCAGCUCUGGCACACGCCACCGGUUGCCACGGGAGAUGAUCUUCGUGGGUCGUGAUGACUGCGAACUGAUGCUGCAGUCGCGCAGCGUGGACAAACAGCACGCCGUGAUCAACUACGACUCCAACACGGACGAGCACAUGGUGAAGGAUCUGGGCAGCCUGAACGGGACGUUUGUGAAUGACCUGCGAAUCCCCGAACAGACCUACAUAACCCUCAAGCUCUCUGAUCUCGUUCGCUUCGGCUACGAUGACCAUGUGUACAUCCUGGAGAGGAGUCAGCACAAGGUGCCAGAAGAGGCCCUGAAACAUGAGAAAUACACCAGCCAGCUGCAACUGGGCCUGAAGGCCCUGGAGGCUAGGAGGAAAGAGAAACCGCAACCGCAAAAGCACAAGGACACUUCUAAUGGCACGCCGCUAGAACGGGUGGAACGCAAGGCCUACUCCGCCACAGCGACCUCUGACAGUCCAAUAUCCAAGCCUACUCCUCUGUACGGACAGCCUUCUUGGUGGGGGGAGGACGAAGACCCUGAUAACAAACCGGAGAACAGUGGUGGAAAGCAGCCAGACCAGGAGUCCACAGAGCCCGCCAUCAGAGACCUGCCCAGAGAGGGAGUCAAUGGCUCUCUGUCCGAAAGCACCGGCAAGGCCGCGUACGCGUACCGCCGCGAGCCCAGCUACUUUGAGAUCCCCACCAGAGAGUCCCAACAGCGGACCGCCAAAACCCCAGAGGAGGGCGUGGUGCAGGAGGUGCCCACCAAGGACACCCCUGACCCCGCCCCUACCCCAUGUGACCCCUCCACCCCCACACCCCCGGUGGUCCAGAGCCACGCCUCUUUCACCAUUGAGUUUGACCAGGGCACCCCGGGCAAGAUCAAGAUCAAGGACCACAUCACCAAGUUUUCCCUGCGCCAGCAGCGCAAGUUCCCCCCGAAGGAGGCGGCCGCCCCAUCCGAGGUGGUCUCGUCCGAGAGCAAGGUGGCGGAUUGGCUGGUGCAGAGCAACGUCAGCAUGAUGAUGAGGAGGCGGUCCCACACAGAGGACGACUACAGCACUCAGAGCGACCAGUCGCUUCAGAAGACCACCAAAGGCCACCGGCACAAUGACGGAACCCUCAGUGAUUCGGACAGACCCUCAAGCAUUGCAAACGAUCUCAACCAGGCACAGGCUUUGAUUCCCCAGAAGGGCUCCCCUCCCCAACGCUCCUCCCUCAACCGCAUCGCCCCGCCCCGCCCCGACGACCCCCCCGCCUCUGCGGGGUCGCACUCCCCGCCAACUCUGGGAGAGAGCGGCCCUCACCAGCCCGACCUCAACGACAACCUGACGAAGAAGCGCUCCAAGUCGGUUGUCCACGACGCUCCCCCGGUGGAUGCCUCGGCCACGCCGGGGAACACCAGGAGAGCAGAGCGGCAGGCUCCCUCUGCAGCCGCCGGCACUCCCGUCUCGGAGAGGUACACCGUCCCCCUGAAGAACCACGACGCGGCGACGGGCUUCGUCCGAGCCGGCUCUCUGAGACGGGAGAAGACGGAGUACCGCAUCAGCACCAGCUUUUCCUCGCGCUCCGCCUCCUCCGCCUCGGUCCGGCCCUUCGCUAGCGUGGGCCGCCGAUCCAAACUCGCCCAGGACUACAACGCUGAGUUCCUCAAACGGAGCGCCGCCGUCGCCGCCGUCGCCAACGGGGAGAAACCCCCGUCCGGCUCCACCCGAGACCGCCCGCCAGGGACGGAGGCGCCCCCGGACUCCCCUCCCUGGAGCCGAGCCGGCACGCCCGCGGCCCCGGAGCCCCACCUGGUCCAGGCGUCCUCUCCUAUCCACCAGCCCGUCCCCCUCGUGGCCCCGCGGAUGUCCCGGGCCCCCCGGGGAGCGGAGGAUAAGGCGGCCCCGCGAGCAGCCCCCCGGGCCGAAGAGGAGGACAACCUCAGCGACGCCGGGACGUACACCAUCGAGGACGAAGCCCAGGACAAAGAGGUGGAGGAGGCCCGGAGUCUGAUCGACCAGGUGUUUGGCGUGCUAGAGAGCCCAGAGGAAAGCCAGUCGACCGAAGCAGACACGUCGGCGGCAUGUAGGCCCGAUAGUAUUGAGUGCGUGGAGCAGCGUAGGCAGAAUAGCAGUGAGGUGCUGAGGCCGUACCCAGAACAGGGAGAGGGUCUGGGACAGAGGGCCCCAGUGUCCCAGGCAGCCCCCAAGUGGAUGUCGCGCUGGGCGAGCCUGGCGGACAGCUACACAGAGAGCCAGCCUUCCCCCGGGGACAGCCCCGCCCUGACGCAGCAGCCAGGAGGAGCAGGCGGCGUUCCAACAUUCCCCGAUACGACGCUCCACAACGAGUCGGGCGGCUCCAGCACCCGCCGGGCCCUGCCCAAAGCGCCUCUGAGCGAGUCGGGCGACGCCCCGGAUCCCAGCAGCCGCGUCCGCUACGCCAUGCAGUCCACCUUCGAGGUGGUGGAGCCGGGCUCGGGGAGCGGAAUGCAGCCCCCCGGAUCGGCCCCGGACCCCCGGGACGACCUGGAGCCCGACAGCCUCAGCGACGCCAGCCGGUCCGACGACGGCUCGGUGGUGGAGACGAGGCCCGCCCCGUCGACGCCGGACGCCGCACCGAGGAGCGACGGCGUCGACUCGCCCCGCCUCCCGGCCAAGUCCACGUCUUUCUACGUGGGCUCGGAGGAGGACUCGGGUCCCUGCACCCCCAAGGCCGAGAGGAAGCCCAACCCCAGGCUCUUCUCCACGGCCACCCUGACCAAACAGAGAGGCAGCCUGGACGCCGGGAAGCUCAAGCCCAACGCCUCGGCUCCCCUGCUGGACCGGGGGAGGUCGCCGAGCCCAGGCAGUCCCGAGUCCAGACACAGCGCCUCGGCGGCCCUGAUCAGGCAGGAGAGCUUCACCAAGGAGUGCCCCAGCAACACCAGACUGCCCCACAUCUCCACCAAGCCGGAGGACGGAUCCCCGCGAGCCUUCCACCAGGACACCCACUCUUACCUCAAAGACACCGAGGAUCUCCUGGCUUCCAUGGAGGCCAAGCUCCACGCGUUCCAGCCGUCGGUCGCCAAGCCUCCUUCAGCGAUGGACUCUCUGUCCGGGGAGUCGGACAUCGACACCUCCAGCACCGUCAGCCACCACAGCAACAAACCAAACUCGCUCUUGACGCAGAAUGCCGCCCCGGCUAACGGUAUCCACAGGGAGCGCUCGUCAGCCAGUACGGCCAGCCAGGACUCCAACCGCCUGUCCUCGGCGUCCGAGCAGCUGUCGGAGAGGCGCCACGCCAGGGGGCGGGACGUCAGCAGCGGCAGAACGGAGAGGGGCUCCGUUGCACGGCGGCGCAGCGUGAGCAGAGGCGGCUCGAUGGACCUGAGCGACGACGCCCAGGGCUCCAGCCUGCCGUACUCGGACCAGGAGGGCGGCAGCCGCCACCACCCGGGCAGGAAGUACACGGUGCCGCUGAAGAAGGAGGACGGCGGCGGCAAAGGCUCCCAGGCACUGAGCCGCUCCAGCAGCCUGUCGGCCCCCAGGGCCACCAGGGCCUCCAUGCUGCGCCGGGCUCGCCUGGGGGACGCCUCCGACAACGAGGCCUCCGAGACGGACCGGCUGGCCAAGGAGGCGGCCUCCAAGCAGAGCAAGGAGGCCAAGAGGUUAACCCGGCUGGACAUGCUGGCCAUGCCUCGCAAGAGGACCAGCUCCUUCAACGCGCCCAGCGACACGGAGGCCUCCGUCCUACCCCCGGUCUCCAGCAGGUCCACGGGGUUCUCCAACCGAAGCACCGAGUCCAGCAGCGGCUCCACACGCAAGGCCUCAGUUUCGGGGCCCAAGCCGGCGCCCCAGAAGGGAGCGCUCACCAGGACGCCAAUCACCCGAGGACGCCCCAGCAGCGCCAAAUACACCAGCAGCACAGCCAGCUCCAGGAGACGGCAGAUGGGUUGCGACUACGCGUCCACCUCGGAGGACGAGUGCGACUUCACAGACGCCAGCCCGGCUAAACACGCACACAACCGCUCCCAACCUUCCCCAGCUCGCAACAGUAGCGUGACGCGCGCCCGCUCGCGGCCCCCGCCCCAGGCGAUGGUGGCCCUGCGGCCGAAGAGGUCCGGCCGGGACUCUGAGGAGGAGAGCCAGGAGGGAGAGGCCCUCCACAGCUGGUCCAACCACAGCGCUGAGAUCGCACGGUUGAGCCAGGACCUAGCCAAAGACCUGGCGAUCUUGGCCAGAGAGAUCCACGACGUGGCCGGGGAGGGGGAGCCCCCGAGCUCGGCCAUGGAGGCACAGGUCCCCGACGCCACCAUGACGGCCCACGAAGAGCUGGUUCAGCACAUUCCAGAGGCAGGGCUCAAUCACCAGAGAGGUCCUCCAAGCCCUACGACUCCCAAACACCUCGACCAGAACACUGGGGACCACAAACACAACAACACGAACCGGCUUCGCAACAGAGAAGAGGAUAUAGCUGACCAGCUGAUGUUGAAUCCCGUGACUCAGAUUUCCCUUGUCAUCAGACAGAACACUGACCAGCUCACGGAGAAACUCAAGGUGCGCUUCCAGGAUAGGAUGGAUCUUUGGGAGGAGGUCGAGGCCAAACUCACUCGGGAUAACCACAUCCCCGUCGUCAAAAGCUCUAACAAGGAGGUCGCAUCCAUUCUGAACGAGCUCAGGAGAGUUCAAAGACAACUCGAAGUCAUCAACACCAUCAUGGAACCCAGCAGGAGGCCUGAGCAGGACAAGUCCUCCUCCUCGUCCUCCGCACGCCCCACCGCUGCAGCCCGCUCGUCGAGGGCCGAGCCCCGGGACUGGAGGACCACCCCCUCGGCGUCGCACCGCGGCGGAGGGAACAGGCCCGGGGAGAGCGUGAGGAGGACUGCCGUGACCCCCGAUGACGCCAGAGAUGGAUAUGUGGUUUGAGGUUCCGAUACCAAGAGAGCGGUUCCUCCUUUUUUACUCGCCACACUGCGCUUCUUUCGCCGUCGCCACCGCAGGCCUCCUCAAAACCCCCUGCUACAGGUGUAGGAAAGCACCGUGGGGGGGGAAGUGAGAGUCGCUCCCCCGGACAGCUGCAUGUCAAAACAACACCGCGCACGAGGGGUGACGAGGCCUGCAGCAAACAUGUGGACAUGGCGCAAUCAAUGGAGGAAAGACGACAACGUAAACCGUCACACGUGUUUGUGUGUCCGUGCCAUGUUCCCUCCAUCCCCCUUUGGUUUUCUAAAGGGGCUUCAAAACUAUACUUGAUUUAUCUGACAUGGUGUCAGUUGCCAGUGACGCUGCCUUGCACAGCACAAACACUACAUGAUUUAAAAACCAGCGUGAAUGUAAUCAACUCUUGCACACAAAGCAGCAAUCACCUGCUAGGGCUGUUGUAAUCGAUAUAGAGAUGUUUUAUAGUAGUACCAUUUUUGUGGAAUAUUUCUUUGCGGAACACGUAUACUAUUUUUCGAUUGUAAAAAGUAUUUAUUGUGCUACUUUAAGCUCUGAACAUAUGUCAAUUUAUAAGAGAAUUUGAUAAACGAAUAGACAGUAAUCGAAAUGCAUCUAAAAUAGUGCCAGACCACAGAUUUCUACAUGAUCUGACAAAAAAACAUGAAUGCAAUGGGUUCUCUUCAGAUUAGGGGUCUACUUUGCAGCAUUUCCGUUUCUCUCCCAGGCUGCGGUGAAAUUCUCUGUGGAAUGUGGGGAUGAGAGGAAUGAAGAAGCUUAACGUUAGACUCGAACACGGAUGUUUAGUCACAAGGCAACAGCAAUCCCCACAAGCCUCUCAGGCAUUCCUCAGCUCCACCACUUGGAACAAGAUGGCUUGUGCUUUCAGCCUGCAUCUGGUAUCGUUUCUUUUAUAGUAAUAGGCAUUAUUAUUUGUUAUAUUUGACCUACAACACAAUUAAUGGCACAAAGAUUUGGCCAAAGGUAGUGUUGGAAAAUAUUCUCAGGCAUCCCAUAUUCAGUUUCCUAGUGGCUCUCCGAGCAUUUUCUCACACACACACACACACACACACACACACACACACACACACACACACACUCACUCACUCACUCACUCACUCACUCACUCACUCACUCACUUACUACUACACUACACUACACUACACUACACUACACUACACUACACUACACUACACUACACUACACUACACUACACCUAAACUCAAACAUAAGUUUCACCCUUAAGGGUUACUUUGGCCAGAAUUGUCAUGACAGAGAUUUUCUACACCAUGUGUCUCACUUGAAUGUGGGCCAACAGUUAAUAUGAUUUUUUUUGUGUCUUUAUUGGUCGGAUUGGCAUUAAAUGUCAUUUAACUCUAACGUUACCUCUCUUGAUUGCACUAAUGUAAGAUUCCACUCGGCUUCAUAGAGUGAACUUCCAAGUUAAAGCCACUAUGCCAAUUCUUUGUGAGGAAGUUUCAUUUCCCAAUCAGAACAUGAUCUUUGUUGUUAUGAUUGAAGGCAGCAGGGGGCACGAACACAUGCUUUCAACUUCCCAAAAUUGUUUCGUCCACCUACAUAUUAUUCUAAUUUGGGUUUCCUCUAAAUAUUUCAAAGCAUUUUUGGCAUUGUUUAUGACUGUACUUGCCAUCAUUGUUUACAAAUGAGAUGAGCAAAAGAAUGACAGACAUUUGUAUUGCUCUGCUCUGACUCAAUGCUGCUAUUUCUACUUGGGAGAGAUGGUGCCCGCAAUUUUUUCAUCUACACAAUGGAAAUAGGCGGAGAUUUAACUCAGCCUCGUUAAUGUAAAUCCGUUCUACAUCCACUUUAGGCCCACUUUUGUACAUCACUGGCCGUUUCUUGUCCGUCAACCUUGAACUUGUUAUCUUUAAUGUUUAGUUUUUUUGAUGUCCUUGAUAAUUAAGAUCUGGUUACACACUUUCUUCCUUGAAAUACCCUUUUUU